This is a messenger RNA of Amborella trichopoda, 2003 nucleotides long. Its product is annotated as Tetratricopeptide repeat (TPR)-like superfamily protein. Gene Ontology annotation, biological process: DNA replication-dependent chromatin assembly; CENP-A containing chromatin assembly. The record is from RefSeq and is a predicted model, not a curated record. Gene Ontology annotation, cellular component: nucleoplasm. Gene Ontology annotation, molecular function: histone binding. Lineage: Eukaryota; Viridiplantae; Streptophyta; Magnoliopsida; Amborellales; Amborellaceae.
CUCCAUAAAAGGGUUUUGAAGUUCCAGUGUCUUUGCAUUUGAAUUCGGAUUUUGGGGUUUCUUCCCUCCAUUUUCAAGCCAUGGAGAAAGAGAAUACUCUAACUGAUAACCCUUCUUCUCAAGAAGCCGUAGUUGUGGAGAUGGCUGCUGAGCCCUCUGCAUCAGUAGAUGGAGCUUUGUCGAAAGGUAUGGAUUUGGGUUCACAAGUAGGGGAAGCUUCUGGUUCACAAGGGAUUGAGGGAUCGAGUGAGAAAGCCCUCGAAUUUGCAGAUGAAUUGAUGGAGAAAGGGCGUGAGGCCAUUAGGUCUGAUGAUUUUGUUGAAGCAGUUGAUUGCUUGAGCAGAGCUCUCGAGAUCAGGGUUCAGCAUUAUGGUGAACUUGCCCCCAAGUGUGCAAUGUCCUAUUACCAUUAUGGGCGUGCAUUGCUCUACAAAGCACAGGAAGAAUCUGAUCCACUAAAUGUUAGCGUAACAAUGGCUAAGAAAGCAGCCAGUUCUUCAGGUCCUGGAAAAAUGGAUAUUGAUCUGAGUAAAGGGAAGGGUGUUGCAAAUGGUGAAGCUUCGACAGCCUCUGAUGGUCUGAAGGAUAGUUCCAAUAAGGGCAAAGAGAGUGAAGGCAGCAAUGGCAAUGAAGAAAACGAUGAUGAGUCCAGUGAAGAUGAUGGUGAUGGUGUGGAAGAUGAUCAGGGUGUUGAUGGGACGGAGGAAGAAGAAGAAUCAGAUUUGGAUCUCUCGUGGAAAAUGCUUGAUAUUGCUAGAGUAAUAAUAGAAAAGAAUCCUGUUGAUACACUGGAGAAGGUAGAUGUUAUUUCAACUCUGGGAGAUGUCUCCUUGGAAAGAGAGGACUUCGAGACUUCUUUGGGUGACUACUUUAAGGCUCUUUCUAUUCUGGAGUCCCUUGUUGAAAAAGAUAACCGCCAGUUAGCUGAAUUGAAUUUCAAGAUAUGUUUGGCAAUGCAGUUGGCCGACAGGCCUGCAGAUGCAGUGAAGUAUUGCGAAAAAUCUAUGUCAGUGUGUGAAGCUCGGCUUCAGCGUCUCACAUCAGAAGUGAGUGAGUCGACUGCUAAAACCACAUCAGUGGAUAAUGAGAGCUUCUCAGUUGCUUUGGAGGAGGAUAUAACCAAGUCAUCAGAAGGAAAUGAUUCCAAUACUUCUUCGGUUCAGGAAAAGAAUAGUGAGAUAGAGACCCUUAAAAUGCUCUUGGUUGACCUCAAGGAAAAGCUUGAGGACCUGCAACAGAUGAUGUCAAGUUUGACAAACCCACUGAUACAGGCCACCGAAAAACUCAUAUCCACCAUUGCUGAGAAGGCAAAGGAAGAUUCUUCCAUGUCUUCACGCAUGGGAACCGAGACCUGUGGCUUCGACUCACCAAAGCUCACAACCAUCACCACCACUACAAAGAGCACUGAGGUAACUCAUCUUGGGGUGGUUGGAAGGGGAGUGAAGAGAGCUUCAGCUGUGCAAGUCAUGGAAUUGGAGAACUCUGAGAAGGGGCCUUCUUUGGGUUCAUCAGUGGAGAACUUUGAUAAUAGUGGUGAUAUCUCUGAGAAGAAGCCUUGUACGGAUUCAUCAAUGGAGAAUUCUGACAAAAAUGGUGAUAUCUCUCAGAAUAAGCUUUGCAUGGAUUCAUCAAUGGAGAACUCCAAAAAGAGUUGUGAUAUGUUGGAGAAGAAACCUUGUGUGGAUUCAUCAAUUGAGAAUUCUGAAAAAAGCAAUGCUGCCCCUGAAGUUUUAGGAGCAGGGAACCAAGUUACUGAAACUGGGAGCCCAGUUACUGAAACCAUUGAUGGGUAGUUUUUAAGCAAUCGCAGCUUGUUAAAUCGGGUAAAAUGGGUUUAAACUGAAGAGCUUAACUGAAAGUCGGAUCAGUUUUGCAUUAAGUGGGCGUCGAGAGCGUGGUUUUACUUGUAAUUUUGUCAUUUCCUUUUGGACCGCCCUUUGGUCUACAAGUUUUAAGAAUGUAUUGAUAUGCCUCUUUUUAUUAUAGAAUGCCAUGUUGCAUAU